Molecule: messenger RNA, 2309 nt
Organism: Theobroma umbraticum
Lineage: Eukaryota; Viridiplantae; Streptophyta; Magnoliopsida; Malvales; Malvaceae
Product: protein DETOXIFICATION 46, chloroplastic-like
Biological process (GO): transmembrane transport
Cellular component (GO): membrane
Molecular function (GO): antiporter activity; xenobiotic transmembrane transporter activity
Source: RefSeq, a predicted model, not a curated record
UAUAUACGUUCUAAGCAAGUUUGUAAUUUAAAUUGAUUUUUUUUCUUAAUUUUUGUGAGAUAAACGAUAAACCAUAAAAUGAGUAAAACUUAAAAGAAGAUUACAUGCACCAGAUCAAUGCGACACCAACGACCAAAAAUUUGACCGGAACGAUGCUUUAAAAGUACGCAAAUCGGACGGUUAAAAACACAGCCCGUAGUCCUCUAACGGUUAACCAUUUUAAGACGUUAACUUUAAUCGGUUGCUGGCGGUAACCUUAGCCGCCAAAGGCUGUUUUCUUUAUCCAUGACUUUGCCUCCAUUUCUUUCAAAUCUUGCGUUUAUACUCAUUAGGUUUCUCUGCUUCAAUUCCUUGCCAAAAACCCAAAGAGGAAAACUAAGAAAAUGCAAGCCAAGGCCCUCCUAACUCAUCCUUUUCUCACUCGCCCUCUCCUAAACCCUAACCUGAAACUCCGCCCUUCCCCUUCUGUGUUCACUAAGAAAUCCACUCUCUCAACCCCUCGUUUUCACCAAUCCUUUUUACGUUCUUGUUCACGCAAUUUUGUCCCCCAGAAUCAAAGUAGUAAACUGAAACGUUACUGCAUUAGCCCUAGCCAGGAACUAAAUUUUGAAAGCAAUGAAGCUUUGGUUGAAGAAGAAGAAGAAGAAGAAAAAGAGGAGGAUGAGGAAGAGGUGAGAGUGGAAAUUGAGGCAGAAGGAUUAGCAAAUCAGAGCAUAUGGAAUCAAAUGAAGGAGAUUGUGAUGUUUACUGGACCUGCUAGUGGGCUUUGGAUCUGCGGGCCAUUGAUGAGCCUCAUUGACACUGCGGUUAUUGGCCAAGGAAGCUCAAUUGAGCUUGCUGCUUUAGGUCCUGCAACGGUUGUUUGUGAUUAUAUGGGUUACGUGUUUAUGUUCCUUUCAGUUGCUACUUCCAAUAUGGUGGCCACUUCCCUUGCUAGACGGGAUAAAAAUGAAGUCCAGCAUCAGAUAUCUAUCCUGCUUUUUAUUGGGUUGAUUUGUGGAUUCUUGAUGCUUUUCGUUACAAGAUUAUUUGGUUCACAGGCCAUAACUGCUUUUUCUGGGACAAAGAAUGCACAUCUUGUACCUGCUGGAAACGCAUACGUUCAGAUUAGAGGUCUAGCAUGGCCGGCAGUUCUUGUUGGAUGGGUUGCUCAAAGUGCCAGUCUUGGUAUGAAAGAUUCCUGGGGACCAUUGAAAGCUUUGGCAGUUGCCACUGCCAUAAAUGGCAUUGGUGAUGUUGUCCUCUGCAUCUUUUUAGGCUAUGGUGUUGCUGGUGCAGCAUGGGCAACAAUGGUUUCACAGGUUGUUGCAGCUUAUAUGAUGAUUGAAGCUCUGAACAAGAAAGGGUACAAUGCAUUUUCCAUCUCCAUUCCAUCACUCAAUGAGCUGCUGGCUGUGCUAACGCUUGCUGCUCCAGUAUUUGUAACUAUGAUGUCAAAGGUAGCUUUUUACUCUCUGCUUAUAUAUUUUGCCACGUCUAUGGGCACACAUACUGUUGCUGCUCAUCAGGUCAUGCUUCAAACACUCGGCAUGUGUGCCGUAUGGGGUGAGCCUCUCUCUCAAACUGCACAGUCAUUUAUGCCCGAGUUGAUAUGUGGAGUCAAUCAUAAUUUGUCAAAGGCUAGACUGCUGCUGAAAUCACUUGUCACCAUUGGUGCUACACUUGGACUGGUAUUAGGGAUUAUUGGAACUGCAGUUCCUUGUUUUUAUCCCAAUAUCUUUACACCUGAUCCCAAGGUCAUACAGGAGAUGCACAAGGUGCUGUUACCAUACUUUCUGGCAUUAGCAGUGACCCCAAGCACUCACAGCCUUGAAGGCACUUUGCUAGCUGGACGAGAUCUUAGAUUUAUUAGCUUGUCAAUGUGUGGAUGCUUUGCUUUUGGUGCACUUCUACUGCUGCUUAUGAGUACUAGAGGAUAUGGCUUGCCAGGGUGCUGGUUUGCACUUGUGGGGUUCCAAUGGGCUCGAUUCUCCCUCUCCCUUCAACGUCUUCUUUCUCCCAAUGGCAUACUCUACUCUGAAGAUUUGAGACAGUAUGAAGCGAAGAAGCUGAGAGCGGCUUAGUUUCAGAAUCCAACAGUUGUAGAACCUUAUGUCAUUGACUACUAUCGGAUGCCAUGCAUCUUAUGUGCAUAUAUUGCUUUGCUGCUAAAGUGGCCCGAGCUUUCACCGAGCCAGCAAAGAUCCUAGUGUUUUUUUUAGAAAAUGGUCCAGAGAUCAUUCAUUCUUUGAACUCAAUAAGGAGCCUAAAAGAAGCAUAUAGCCAUAAGCAGUGUUAUGUUUAACCUUUUAUAUAAGAAAAUUUGUGAA